Zingiber officinale is the source of this 1188-nucleotide messenger RNA. RefSeq names its product phosphoglycerate mutase-like protein AT74. The record is from RefSeq and is a predicted model, not a curated record. NCBI's taxonomy places the organism in Eukaryota, Viridiplantae, Streptophyta, Magnoliopsida, Zingiberales, Zingiberaceae. Gene Ontology annotation, molecular function: phosphatase activity. The coding region runs from base 204 to 1067 and encodes 287 amino acids. The transcript has 2 exons.
CAGCUAACUCCUCCUCCUUUUGUUGAACAGCCAUUGUUGACAGGAUUCUGGACUCUUAUUGCGCACGAAGCAUGGGCUUAACUUUGAUGACCAACUCAAGUCAAAGUCUUGCAAGGCAAGGAAAAAUGGACGACUCCGCCCUCUAUAAACGCGCUUGUUGAAUUGUCGGCCAAAGACAUCGGACAAAGUCAUCGUCGGAGCCCAUGAACAGAGAAGAGAGGAGCCACGUCCACCGCCGGUGCCUCCCGAAGCGGAUCAUCCUGGUGCGGCACGGCGAGAGCCAGGGGAACCUUGACACGGCGGCGUACUCGACCACGCCCGACCACAAGGUCCCGCUUACUCCGCAGGGCGCCGAGCAGGCCCGCGCCGCCGGCGAGUGCAUCCGGCAGCUGCUGUCGUCGGAGGACGGGGAGAACUGGAAGGUGUACUUUUACGUGUCGCCGUACGAACGGACGCGGGCGACGCUGCGGGAGCUGGGCCGCGCCUUCCCGCGCAACCGCAUCGUCGGCGUCCGCGAAGAGUGCCGGAUCAGGGAGCAGGACUUCGGAAACUUCCAGGUGGAGGAGCGGAUGAAGGCCAUCAAGGAGGCGAGGGAGCGCUUCGGCCGCUUCUUCUUCCGCUUCCCCGAAGGCGAGUCCGCCGCCGACGUCUUCGACCGCGUUGCCAGUUUCAUGGAGUCGCUGUGGAGGGACAUCGACAUGGGGAGGCUGGAGCAGGACGAGAAGGCGGAGGUGAGCUUCGUGAUCGUGUCGCACGGCUUGACCUCGCGGGUGUUCCUGAUGAAGUGGUUCAAGUGGACGGUGGAGCAGUUCGAGCUGCUGAACAACCCCGAAAACUGCGACAUCAGAGUCAUGCAGCUCGGUCCCAGCGGCCGCGACUAUACCUUCGCCCUCCACCACUCCGAGGAGGAACUCAGGCAAUGGGGGCUGUCGCCGGAGAUGAUCGCCGACCAGCAGUGGAGGGCCACCGCCAACCGUGGCAGUUGGCACGAGAACGAUCUCUGGCAUCUGGGGAAUUUCUUCGAACACCUAAAGGACUCCGACGACGAGCAGAAGCCGACCGAGUAGCAGCCAUUUUUUUUUAACAUAAUUAUUGUCGCUUGUGUGUCAGAUAUUUUCACAUUGUAUUCGGAAAUAUUUUCCUAAAGAAAUUGCAUUGGAGGAAUCCAGGAAGCCAUGAUGCAGAAUA